AGGAAGAUGCUCCAGACCAGUAACUACAGCCUGGUGCUGUUCCUGCAGUUCCUGCUGCUUUUCUACGACUUGUUUGUCAACUCCUUCUCUGAGCUGCUCCGCACGGCUCCUGCUGUCCAACUUGUCCUCUUCAUUAUCCAGGACAUUGCCAUCCUCUUCAACAUCAUCAUCAUCUUCCUCAUGUUCUUCAACACCUUCGUCUUCCAGGCCGGUCUGGUCAACCUCCUCUUUCACAAGUUCAAGGGGACCAUCCUCCUGUCAGCAGCCUACCUGGCGCUCAGCAUCUCCUUCCACGUCUGGGUCAUGAACCUGCGGUGGAGAGACUCCAGCCGCUUCGUGUGGACCGAAGGCCUGCAAACGCUUUUUGUCUUCCAGCGACUGGCGGCUGUGCUUUACUGCUACUUCUACAAGAGGACGGCAGUGCACCUGGGCGACCCCCUCUUCUAUCAGGACUCGCUGUGGCUGCGCAAGGAGUUUGCUCAGCUCCGCGGCUGACGGCUCUGCUCGGGCUGUCAGCUGCCUGCCACCUCGCCUCAGCAUCCACAGGCAGCUCCUGGGGCGAGCAGCACGCUUGCACGCAGUAUCAGCUCUCGCCCAUGCCAGCUCUGCUGGGGUCCCCUCCAUUCCUCCUCAUCCGUGGGCCCAGCUGCUGCCUCGCUGGGGAUGGAUCCACGAGGCCGGAGGGCUCGUCUAGGCCCUGUGACUCCAGCCCAGACAUGUUCCUCCUCUUCCUUCUCCUCCUCUUCCUGGGAACCUGCCCUUACACCUGCUCCAGCGCGGCUCACUCCAGUGGCAGCAGGAGCUGCAGGAUGCAUGCAGCAGGCCCAGCCAUGCAGUGGGAGGGCUCUGUCCCAGCAUUACAUCCCCUGCUGGGACUUAGGAGUUUUUGUAAAUUAUAAAGAAAUAAAUUGGCUGUGUUUUCCA
Molecule: messenger RNA, 924 nt
Organism: Dromaius novaehollandiae (emu)
Lineage: Eukaryota; Metazoa; Chordata; Aves; Casuariiformes; Dromaiidae
Gene: TMEM138
Product: transmembrane protein 138
Exons: 4
Coding region: 7-495 (162 amino acids)
Cellular component (GO): cilium
Source: RefSeq, a predicted model, not a curated record